Messenger RNA from Adineta steineri, 201 nucleotides. The record is from the annotation of a GenBank genome assembly. NCBI's taxonomy places the organism in Eukaryota, Metazoa, Rotifera, Eurotatoria, Adinetida, Adinetidae.
AUGGGAAAUACUCAGCGAUCACCAUCAUCUCCAUCAUCAUCCAACGACACAGCCCGUCCAUCAUCAUCAGUCCUCAUUGUUCCAUCUCAACUAUCAUCAGUCCUCAUUAUCCCAUCUCCACUCUCACCAAUCCUCGUCUUAUCAACUCCACGUCAAAAAUCAAACAAAUCAUCUCGUCCUCGUCGUAUUAUGAAACCAUGA